AUGAGGGUCUGGGUUGCGUCUCUGAUACUCUAUUGCUCCGUUUACAUUAUUUGUGAGUUAUUCCGAUUUCUAUUGGGACGGAAGAUACUCAAUGUCAACGAAAAAUACUUGCCCUUGGUGCUGGAAGUAGGUCAUAUCACAGAAUUCAAUUCGUUGUAGUUCAUAGGAACAGUUCAAGUAUGUGCUCCUAUGUUUGAUGUAAACAUUGUUCUCCAAACCUAUGGUAUCCAAGGCGUUGUAAUUGAAAUCACGUUCAUUGAAUUGAUGAACUUGGUUUUGCUACGAGAUGCUUCUGCCGAUCCCUGCCCAUUUGUAAGUUUAUGUGACAAAUCCAUAAACUUUCGGCCAGAUUAUCGGUUUCAUCAAGAAACAAGUGUCGGCUCAAAAGUUAUUCGCCUUUGUGGGAAUUCAAUUCCUUGCAGCUUAUCUGUCGUAUGUCUUCGUUCUGGGAUUCUGGAAGUUAGGAAUGCAUCCAAAGCAUUCGGAAUUCCUACACGAAGAUUGUGAAUCUGACUUAUCGGUAAGGUCAUCUGAAAUGCAUAAGUGCUUUAGGUGACCAUGUUAUUUGGCUCUUUGGUGGAGGCUGGAGGAUUAAUUGCAAACAAAUUGGCCGAAGUUUAUCUCGAGGGGAAAAUCGUUACCCAAAGGAUUCUUCAAUUUGCAAUUGCGCUUGUUGCCGCCUUGGUUACCGUCUUAGGUAGGAUAAAAAGAAAACAUAAAUGUUUCUAGGAAUAUUCUACACUGGCAUGUAUGCGAAUCCAAUUGUUGCAUGGGCUUGUACUUUCAACUGUGGCGGUGUUCCUCAUUUAGAUCACUUCGUGGUUUACUGGAUAUCACCCAUUGUGGCUCAUCUUGCCAUUGAAAAGAUUAUCAGCCAUGGCCAUGCAGAAGCGAAAUUAGAUGCUUCCAAGAAAACAGAAUAA
Bursaphelenchus xylophilus (pine wood nematode) is the source of this 923-nucleotide messenger RNA. NCBI's taxonomy places the organism in Eukaryota, Metazoa, Nematoda, Chromadorea, Rhabditida, Aphelenchoididae. The record is from the annotation of a GenBank genome assembly.